This is a messenger RNA of Solanum lycopersicum (tomato), 2059 nucleotides long. NCBI's taxonomy places the organism in Eukaryota, Viridiplantae, Streptophyta, Magnoliopsida, Solanales, Solanaceae. The record is from RefSeq and is a predicted model, not a curated record.
GCUUAAAGAGUUUUAAUUUAUUUGGUUUCUUAUAUGCUCGGAUGGAACUAUAUGUAGAGCUUGUAUGAGUGUAUAUAAUAAGUAGGCCACUCUCUAACUAUGUCAACUUAAGUGGCAGAUACCUCUGAACAGAAGACAAUUUCAUAAUUGAGCUGCAGAGAGAGAGAGAGAGAUGGAUGUCGCGAUAUCCUUGGAAUUGGAGCCACUAAAGCAGAGGAAUGAUCAUGGAAUGUUCUUUUCUAGUGGUAAUUUUAUCUGCAGUUUGAAUGCAAGAGACAGGAAAAUUGUUUGUGUCACCGGUGGAAACUCCUACUUUGGUUCUCACUUGAUCAAGAAGCUUUUGGCAUAUGGUUACCUUGUUCGAGUUAUUAUUCAAAAUCAAGUAGCUAAUCUUGAGGAUAUGAAGGAGCUAAUGAGGGAAGAAAUGAAGCAACUGGAGAGUGUUGUGGUGGCAAGAAUGGAUGAUUUAGAUAGCCUCUGCAAUGCUUUUAGAGGUUGUCAUGUUGUUUUCCACACAUCAUCUUUCAUUGAUCCACGAGGGAUCUCUGGAUACACGGAACGAAUGGCAUUUAUUGAAGCUGAAGCAGCAAAGAAUGUCAUAGAAGCUUGUGGCAGGGCAGCACAUGUUAAAAGAUGCGUUUUCACCUCUUCUCUACUUGCAUGCAUCUGGAAAAAUGACCUGCCAAACCUCAUAGAUGAGAGCUCUUGGAGUGAUGAGACAUUCUGUAGAGAACACAAGCUUUGGGUAGCAUUGGCCAAGACCAGGGCAGAAAAGGCUGCUUGGUGGAAAGCAAGGGAGAUGAAGGUGAAACUUGUUACCGUAUGCCCUGGACUUCUCAUGGCACCAUCUUUCCCAAACGCUCACCUUGAAACUUCUGUCCCGUACCUCAAAGGUGGUGAUUUCAUGCUAAGACAAGGAACUCUAGCAACUGAAGAUGCAAGUAAAGUGGCAGAAGCACAUAUUUACGUCUAUGAAGAUAUGGAUUAUGGAGGGUGUGGGAGAUAUAUUUGCUUUGGAAAAAUAGUUGGAACAUUGGAAGAGGCCAUACAACUUGAAAAUGGGUUGAAUAUAGGUGGCCACUUGUCUGGGUAUCAAAGCCCUCUUGCAGUAGCAGUUGAUAAUAAUGAAAUUCCUCCCAAAAUUACUAAGUCAAAGCUCAGUAGAUUACUAUUCCAUGCGUCACAACGCCUUCCUUGCAAACAGUGAAUAGUAAUAUUUGCCUCAAAAUACGUAUAUAUAGCAAUUAGAGCAAUUUAUAUAAAGACGUGUGAAAGGGAAAUUCGAGAAAAUUUCUAGGCACUCCACGACUAAACGACUGCAAAGAAUUGCAGAAGAGACGACGACUCCACUGAGUUAGCAGAGAGAGAGAGAGAUGGGAAAAGAGGCAGAGGAUUUACAGAAAUUGAAGAAGAUAGCGGCGGCGGCAUAUGACUAUGAGAAUGAUCCAAGAUGGGCAGAUUACUGGUCUAACAUUCUCAUUCCUCCCCACAUGGGCUCCCGCUCCGAUGUUGCUGACCAUUUCAAGCGCAAGUUCUACCAUCGUUACAUUGUAGCAGCGUAACAUAUUACAAACUUUUAUGUACUGGCAGCUAUUAAAGCUUAUGUAUCAUGCUCCUGCUACUGCUAAUUACCACCAGAGCAUAUGGGCUACUAUUGGGAGGCAUGUAAAAACUCUGGUUCAACGAUAUGCUCCAUUCAUGCAUACUCCGAUCUCCAGUAUUCAACGAUGGUGGUUAAGGUAGAACUGUAGAGGACAGCAGCAAUACAUAGAACAGGAUUCAUGAUAACUAGGUUGAAAGUGUUUUUUCAGAUUUGUACUUUGCCCUAGACGACGAAUAUUGACUAGACUUUUACUUUUCUUUUUAUAAACAUCGUAGUUAUAAUUGUCUACUGAAACUAGACCUAGUAAUAACCAUGGAGGCUACUUUCAAUUUUUUAACAUUUUCUCCCAAGGGGCUAUGGUGAAGGUGACUUGUCCCUUGCUUAUAAAUUAGUUCACGUUGCCAGAAUGUAAUCUAUUGUAUUGUCUAAGAAUGAUGCACUGAUAAUGGGAUUGAA